Molecule: messenger RNA, 1053 nt
Organism: Oikopleura dioica
Lineage: Eukaryota; Metazoa; Chordata; Appendicularia; Copelata; Oikopleuridae
Source: the annotation of a GenBank genome assembly
AUGCACACAGUAAUAAAUGUCGUGGAAAAGUUGAGAAAAGAAACGGGUCAGGACUGGGUAUUCGUCGGGACUCAACUUCAAUUUGUUAAUCUCAAUCGACUCCCUGAUGGGACAGUGCCGCUACAGGAGCUACUGGAUACAGAACAUAUGGAAGCGAAUCUUCCCUUUCUUACUUGGGAAAGUUUCUUAGAAUACAUCGGCAACGAACGAGGACUUCAUAAAGAUGAUCGACCUACGAUUGUUUUUGAUCAAAUAAUCGAGCUGCAAAAAGACUCGAAAACAGGAGAGAUCCUUUUGAGCGAAGAGAAUGAAGACGAGUUUAUCACUCACAGUGCUUCCAUUGCGAAUUGCUACAUGGAACCGAAAAGGUCGAAAUCAGGAAGAGUCAAAAAAGACUUUUGGGACAUUCCCGGGCUAACAGCUAAGAACUACACCUGUGUUGAUGUUAUUGGAAGUAUAGGAACCGUUGUGAAAAUUCUUGGCGGGCUUGAUGAUAGAAUUGUUGUGCUGAGCAGCCAGAAUUGUGAGGACUGUAUUAAUGACAUUUACAGUGAUGAAGGAGAGGAAGAAUAUCUGAGUUAUGAUGACUUUUGGAACACGUGGAAAUAUAUAAACUUUGCUCAAAGGCAUCGCGAAAUAGCAGAGCAAGAACUCGAAAACCGAAUGGGUAACGAUGCUAAUUAUGUCGGUUUGAUUUGGUAUUCACACUGGUCGGAACAUAACCAGAACUUGCUCCAAGACAGGCACGAUCUCAAGCAAUGGAAAGAGAAGCUUGAUGGAAAUUACUGGAGCACAAGUAUUUGUGACAAGGAGCCCCUUGUCUUCAAAAGCCACGACGUUCAAAUUAGAGAUAUUCAAAUGAUGCAGAAAGCAACGGAUUUCUUUGGACUAUACAAUGAUCGAUUCACUGAAAUUGUUUUUAUCAAGCGAGCACUUGCUGGAGUCCCAGAAGAACGAAAUUUCAAAUACUCCUGCUUGAGUUUCAAAUGCGAAAGCGGAUUUUACCAAGAUGGGGAAUUCCCAAGGCCCAAAAUGAUAAAAGAUGAGCUGUAA